Molecule: messenger RNA, 2389 nt
Organism: Mizuhopecten yessoensis (Yesso scallop)
Lineage: Eukaryota; Metazoa; Mollusca; Bivalvia; Pectinida; Pectinidae
Product: degenerin-like protein unc-105
Exons: 10
Coding region: 82-2217 (711 amino acids)
Biological process (GO): sodium ion transmembrane transport
Cellular component (GO): membrane
Molecular function (GO): ligand-gated sodium channel activity
Source: RefSeq, a predicted model, not a curated record
ACAGUGUACCCGGCAUUAAGCAGACGACCUAUACACAUUGGUAGGGAAAGGCUGUAAAACACAAGGUAAAAUUGAUUGAUAAUGGAUGAAGAUUCGAAUUCAUGGCAGCACAGGUGCGAACGCUACUUUACAUCAAUAUCAGAAUCCGACGAAAGGAGAGGAGGGGGCGGAGGAGGCGGAUAUAACCGAAUCCAAGAAGGUCCAAACAUGGAAUGGAAACAUCUAAAUGGAUUAGCAAACGAUGCAAAGAAGCGGUCGUCUGGCUUUUCCCGCGCAAAACGGUGGAUGAGACAGUUAGACAUUCACGGUUGCGGCCGUGUCGGAUACGCAUCAAUCUUCGAAAGUGUGAUUUGGAUUGUUAUUUCUGUUUUAGCAUUCGGUGCCUUGACUUAUGCCGUGUAUUUAUAUGCAAUGAUUUACCUACAAACAUCUCAGUUCAAAACCUUGUCAUAUACCAUUCCACCAUUUUCAUCAUCAUCUCCAAACAUAACAAUAUGCAAUAACAACAUACUUCGAAAAUCAGCAUUACAACGCUCUCAGAAUCGUUUUCAAGGAUUGCUAAAUGUUUCCGCAAAGACAAAUAAAAUUCUACAACAGAGACAACAGACUUUGACAGCAAAGGAGCUAUUAGAAAGGACAACUUUGUAUGACAAUUUGACCGAUCUUCUGAAGAAUUCCGAGCUGGCAUCUCUCUAUAGUGAGCUCGAGGAGGAAUAUUUACCCUAUUCGUACAUGUCCUCCCCGGAUGAUUACGGAUCGCUGUACCUGUGGGGGUUACGGGAGGGUGUGGAGAUUCUCAGAGAGGUGGUUACCCCUACCAAGUCAGAGUUACUGACUUACGGUCAUCAGAAAGUUCAGUUGAUUGUUCAUUGCUGGGCAGACGGGAAAAACUGCAACAAAAACAGGUACUUCCAUGAACAUCAGGAUCCAGAUCUAGGAAAUUGUGUGACGUUUUCAAAUCCAGGCAACAACAUAGAAACGGUCAGCUUCCUUUUGAACGCCGAGCCAGACGAGUCCGUUGGGGAGCUGACUGCCUCUGUGGGUGUCAACGUGUACGUUGGCGAGACCGACAGUGGUCAAAAUACCCUAACACUCGCUCAGCCUGGUACAGCGGCCUUCAUUAAUGUACAGAAGAAAUCCAGAAUAGACCGAAGCAAAGACUGUAGUAGUCAAGAACAAUACUCACAGAAGGCGUGUUUGAGACAAUGUGUUGAUGAUAAGAUAGCAACUUUCUGUCAGUGUCAACGGUCUUAUGAUGUCAUAGCAACAGAACAGUGUCGCGUGGACGUCAAAUUUGAAAAUGUUUGUGCACGAACAAUACAGAAACUGUACUCACUCGGAAAGCUGACAUGUGGUUGUCUUCCUAAGUGCGACCAAUCCCUGUACAGUGUUGAAGCAUCCUCAUCUGAGUGGCCGUCCACGGGAAACAUCGGCUACAUAGAACAGUUCCUGCACCAACAGGGACGCAACAGUUCUCCUCACUUCAUCAGGAGUUCGUUGACGAAGGUGACAGUCAACUACAGGGACAUGGUGGCGGAAACUGUCACAGAAUCAUCAUUAACGCUAUUGGAUCUGUUCGCUAAGAUCGGUGGUAUAUCAGCCAUAUUGGUGGGGGUGUCGGCCAUCAGUAUACUGGAGGUUCUGUGGUUCGUGGUCAGGCUGGUGUCACACGGAUGUCGGCAGAUGAUCAGACGGUCUAAGCAAAGAGAUACUAUACAUCGGUUGGCUGAAUCCGACGUCACUUCAAUCACGUGGCAGGCUUAUCGUCACAAACGAAGAGAGGAAGUUAAGAACAACAACACUGCUCUCACCAAACAGGCCGUACGACGAAACAGUAGCCGACAAAGCCGACAAUCUCUACCCACAAUUACAGAGGAAAACAAACACCGGAAACUCGCAAACGGCCAUCUUGAAAACAAUCUGUACUCACACCCAUUGGAACGCACAGGACACCGGCGUGUAUACAAUAACUUAGUCAAAGCUGAGCGUACACCUGGAUCAGAAUUUCCAGUUUUCAAUUCUCUUAAUGAAUUUCACCGUCCACGAUGUUCUACACCUGACAACUCUGACCAUCUCAACAGUCGUCUGCUUCAAAUGGAUGGCGGGAACGCACAUCAUUAUCCACAUCAAGGUAGAAUCGUGACCCCGGCUGACGCCAUCCAACGAUACGGGCAUUCAGCAAGCAAAUACAUAUGUAGCGAAGGCAUCUAUUUGUAACAUUGUUUUUCCUCCAAUGUAUGUUUUCAAAGAAAACACAUUUUUGUCAUGAAGUUUUAUCAAGUUUUACAAUUUAAGACAGUAUCACGUUUUGCUAUUUAUUAAACACUAUGUUUUAAGUAUCACUUAGCCUACAAACCUGUGAUAUCAUGAGUACAUUUAUGUUGAAAAA